Iphiclides podalirius (scarce swallowtail) is the source of this 3987-nucleotide messenger RNA. The record is from the annotation of a GenBank genome assembly. Lineage: Eukaryota; Metazoa; Arthropoda; Insecta; Lepidoptera; Papilionidae.
AUGCCCGAUAUUGAAUUAAUGGAUAGAUUUGUAAUCGUACAUGAAGAUUCGGGGCAACUUCUUGAUCCAACUGAAUAUAUAGAUGGACCAUAUGAAUAUUGUCCUGUUGAAAAUGAAUAUGGUUCAUCAGUUCACUUCAAAACAAGGAUAUCAAUAAGUACAUGUAAAAUCACGGAAAUGUCAUAUGAAUAUGUAGUAGCAACAUAUGGCGACUGUCUAGCAAUUGUUGCUACACUAGAAGAGAGAUGGAAGGCCCUGGCCUCUCAUGUCCCCAUUUUGUAUCUGCCACAACUUUCCUCAAUACAGUUCUGUAUACUUGAGUUAGUGGGUAAAGCACGUGAAAAUGGACAAAUGACUGUAGGAAAUACAAAUUUGACAAAAAUAAUGAAAGAUCCCAAACACCUUUUUUACAAUAGAAAACAUUUACAAGACUUGGGUAUAAUCAAAACACAAUGCCACACACAAGUUGUACAAGGAAGGGAAAAAGUAGAUUUUCUGAUAAAAAAUGGAUAUUUAAAUACACAGCAGAGUAAAAGAUUGCAAAAAACUAUCAAUGUUUUUCAUUUUGAAGAAAGACACUUAAAAGUGGAAGAAAUAUCAAAGAGUAGAAGACAAAAGGUAAUUGUAAAAAAGAAGUACAUCAGUUUAGAAAUAUCAAGUGAGGAAUCAGAUCAUUCCGAUAAUGAUACAAAUACUACUCCCUUGGAAUGUCAGUAUAAAGUUGGAGUCAGUCUUUUGAGACAAGCAUAUGAAAGGUUCUUAGAAGCAGGUCUGAGAGGAUUAACACAGAUUGAAUUAGCACAGAUUUUGGGUGUGGAAUUUUACACAAGCCGAACAAUUUGUAGAACAUUCAAAUCGAACAAUAUUGUGAAGGAAUUCUUGGAAGACAAAGGGAGACAGAGAACUGCAAGAUACAUCGCGGUGGCCGCUACUUCUGAAAUGGACCAACAAUAUGCGGUAGAGAAAAAGAAACUACUGGAUUUUCUAAACACCACCGGCGUCGAACAGAAUGGCGAAGAGGAAGAAGUGCCCAGUAAGAAAGCAAAAUUGGAUGAUACAAUCGACAAUGAAAUCACCGACAGCGGCGACACUGACAUAACGGAAGUGAAAAUAAUCGACGGCCUGGAGAACAUGACACCCGAAUCGCUCCUCAACGCGAAGAAGAAUCCAACGUUGAGACAGCUGAAGUUCGCCAAUGGCCUGUUGAAGGUAGUGAGACAGAAACGCGCCGUCUCCGGCUAUCAGACACUGAGCACCUUCGUCUCCAAGGAGAUCGGUGAGCCGCCGAUGGACACGAAGGCCCUGAAGCUGUUCGUUCAAAAGCUGGUCAGCGACGGACAGGUGAAAAUGUACAAAAUCAAGUGGCCCGGUUUCCAACAGAAAUACACGACGCUGGUGUGCGAGCCGACGAUGCAGAGGAACGAUCCGUUCAUCAAGUCGAAGCACAAUGAGAUCAGUCUCAAAGCGCUCACCAGCAAGAAGACAAAAGUCAAACGCGCCCUUACGGAGAGUGUCUCACGACCCUUAUCCCAGUUCGCUUAUCCAAGGUACAUGAAGAUACAAAAACUACAUGAGCUAAUUAGCAGUGUGGUGUACUUUAACAAUCUAACCAACGAGUUGCCCGAUGGAUUCGCCUCCGUCCUCACUAUUGUGCCACACAUGACAAUAGGAUUUGCCAUAGGGAACAUCAGCAAUGUCGCCAUAUCCGACAUCUCCCAUAUGAAAAUUAACGACAGUUUGCUGGACGUGAGACUUAAAGACGCUCCGUCCGACCUAUACGAGAGGCUAUUGCAAUCAAAAAGCUUGCAAAACUCGAUAAGGUUCAAUCUAAAGGCGCUAGCCAUGCUGGGGCUAAUCCAACUGGUAUCUGAAAAUGCACCGCCCUCUACGCACGAGUACGAAGGCAACCUUCUAAGCUACCUUUUCUACGUCAAUCGUCAUGCAAAAAUUUUGGACACCACCGGCGUGUGGCCUAAGCCGAAUGUGGAUUGCGAGAAGCUAGAGAAGUCAUACUACUUCAAUACAUUCGAUGACGUGACAACGUAUUGGAGUGAUGUCUAUAACAUAAGCACUAGCACGAACGUGGAGAUUGUUAUAAAACGCGACCGGAAAAAGAUAAAACCGCCCGUGAGGAGAGCGGGGGACGUUUCGAUGCACGACGAUGGUGAACGCUACGGCGACGGGCUGGGCCCGUGCGGGUUCGAUUCCAGUUUCUUCAUGGACAUACCGCGUCUAUGGCGCACGUUCUACAUACGAAGCGCGAAAAUCAGCCAGCCGCCGAUACGUAGGAAGAAGAAGACGAGGAAACCCAAGGCAGAAGUGGUGAAGAAACCGAAAGUGAAACCGGUGAGGGUGAAAAAGAAGCUGCAAAAGCCGACCGUGAAUGCGCUGGCGUUCAGUAGGCGCAAGCGGCGCAAGCAACCGGAAGCGCCUAUAAAGUGGUCCAAGUGGGAGGAUAGGAUUAUAAUGCUGUGCAAAGCAGCCAUCACUAUUAUGAGCCCGACGUCCCACCCGGACUGCUUGAGGGUUCGGAACACAGUGGCCAGGGAGAUACUCAUCAUGAACGAUGACAAAAAGACAGCGAGCGUCUGCCACAGGAGAGCGGCCGCUUUGGAAUCCUCCUCGACCCUGAUGCACGAAAAGGAGUGCAUAUUGAACGAAGUAAGACGGAGACGGCACAUAAUACAGAAAUACGAAGGAUUACUGAAAAGACUCAGAGCGCGUUACGCCGCGAACCUAGCUAGAUUGUUCAAAGAGUGCAGGCUGCCAAUGCUGGAAUUAAUUUGGACGAUGUGUCUCAUAUCUAGGACCAAAUCCUUCACGCAAAGGUUGCCCUGCGUAGCGAUGGACCUAGAGGAGUUCAACAAAAACUACAGAAUCACCUCGCCUACUCCCAGGAAAUCGUACAACAUGUACCGGACACCCGUUGAAUGCGAACCACUUCUCGCCUCUAUAAAAGAAGGCAUCAUCAUGACCACCAUGUUGUCCUACAACAACACAGUGAACGCUGAUACCGCCUCUAAAAUUUACUCGGUGUUCAAAAAGCACCCAGAGCUUCUUCUACGUACGGCAUUGGAACAGUUGCGAAAGAGCGGCGCAAUCGCUGCCAGGGAUAAGAUUUUGAACAACCAUUUCCACAGGAUCCAAAUAGAGGACAUAGUUCAAUCUUCUUAUAAAAUAUCCGCUUUCUACCAACGCAGGUGGCUUUGCAGGCUCAAUUCAGAGUUCGUAGAGCAACUCGGUUAUGUUUUAGACGCGGGAUUGCCUGAGAAUGGAAUCAAGGGUUCAGCAGAAAUUAACUGCAUUUUUUGCGAAUUUCUUACGUGUGACAUUAUAGAUGUUAUAUCGGUCACAACCCCAACUAUAUCUGGGUACUCUGGUUCCAUAAUGCAGGAGGAACAGUUGAACGUCAUCGAUAUAGAAAAUAAGUACUCACUUAAGUCUGGAUUAGUGGGUUACAAGAAUAAAUGCAAUUUGAACAAGUUUUCAGAUGUAUAUAAAGACAUUGAUAUUGAUGAAUGCAUUAAGAUUAUUCAAAGUUACAAUCUUGUUAAGCAUGAUGAGGGUGGACUUGUAGUAGUAAAUGAUGAAGUUAUAACAUAUUUAAAGCAAAAAGGUGAACAAGGAUGUACAUUCAAAGAAUUACAGACAAUUCACUGCAGCGAUCCGAAAUCACUACGUGAAAAACUAAUAGAAUUUGAAGCCAAAAAUAUUAUCAAACGAGUUGGCUACUACGAAAACCGCAUAAUAUUAACGGAGUUCUUCAAACACUGGUCGUUAGACGUGGAAGAAGACAAAAGCGUCAUACCGGUUCCAUGGCUAACAUUAGACUACGAUGUGAGCCGAGCGCUGCCGCCCGGAUUAAUACGGCCGAGCUACCCGAUCUACAGAGCGCGAGACCCCAGAUACCGACGGCUUCGAAAAAUCGGCGUAGAACAAUUCCUGGACGUCUCACCCUACGUCAGGCCAGUGAACCACCACUACACU